ACAGAGAGUGAGAGAAAGAACUGCACAUGCACUCACACAGGGGGACACAGUCAUGUUAUAGUUAAAUGUUAAUUUAACAGUCAAACCCCCCUCUCAAGCACGUGGUUGAGCCAAAGGCUUCAUAAACAAGCCCGCUGCCACCGAGUCGCUCAUUCAGUGUUUCCACUGAUCCCACAUCAGUGCAGCGGCUCAGAGAACAUGGCACUGGCUGACACAGAGCUCGGAGGGUCCAACUGCGGAGACUCGGGCUCUCCAUUCUCAGAGAUCAUCGAGCUGAAUGUUGGCGGACAGGUUUAUGUCACCAGGCACAAAACUCUCAUCGCGGUCCAGGACUCUCUGCUGUGGAACAUGUUUAGUAAGAAGUCCCCAAAGGAGUUGGCGAGAGACAGCAAAGGGCGCUUCUUCUUGGACAGAGACGGCUUCUUGUUCCGCUACAUCCUAGAUUACCUCCGGGACCUGAACCUGGUGCUGCCGGACUAUUUCCCCGAGAAAAGUCGUCUGCAGAGGGAGGCUGACUUUUUCCAGCUGCGGGACCUCGCCAAACGGCUAAGCCCACGCAUGAUUAAGGACAAUUCAAUGAGCGAGGAAAUCAGCCAGAGCGACACGGAGGACGGCGCGCAGCAGUGCGGCUCCUCCGGCGCCAUGGAGACUUUACGCACCAUGACGGUCAGCUCCAGCGGGACCAUGCGCUCCCCGUCUUUGGACUCCAGAAAGUCGGGUUACAUCACGAUAGGAUACCGCGGCUCGUACACCAUCGGCAGGGACAUCCAAACCGACGCCAAGUUCAGGAGAGUGGCGCGCAUCACGGUGUGCGGGAAGACGGCUCUGGCCAAAGAAGUGUUUGGAGACACGCUGAAUGAGAGCAGAGACCCGGACAGGCCUCCAGAGAGAUACACAUCCCGGUAUUAUCUCAAGUAUAAUUUUCUAGAGCAGGCGUUUGACAAGCUGACAGAGGCGGGAUUUCACAUGGUGGCCUGCAGCUCCACAGGCACCUGCGCGUACACCAGCAAUGAUCCAAACGAGGACAAAAUAUGGACAAGCUACACUGAAUACGUCUUCUGCCGGGAAUAACUGUUAACAUGUCGUGUUGAUAUACAUUUCAUAAUAUAGAGGGGGCAGGUGUUGCAUUUGCUGUGUUGAAUGGUAACGUUUCUCAGAGCGAGUGGCUUCAAUAUGUUGCUCCAUUAUUCUAAGAAUAGCUGAAUGCCAGUAGGCUAUUAUACAAUCUGUGAUUUAACACGCAGUGCCCCUAUAGAUUCCAAAUCAGUCAGACAGUUUUUUCAAGUCAUGAUCAUUCAAUUUGAUGUUCAAAUUGAGAGGUAGGGCUGCAACUGUUAUUUUCUCAUCAAUUAUUCAAGUAUAGCUAUGAAAAGUCUAAUAUUUGUGAAAAUUUUCACAUCAGAAUUUCAAAACUCAAAGUUGCUUCAUUUGUCCAGCAAAUAGUCCCAAACCCCAAACAUUUCAUUUACAUUCAGAUUGCAAAGAAAAUAUGAUUCAAGAAUCUUUAAAAAACAGCAAAUGUUUGACAUUUUUGAGUGAAAAAUGAAAUUAUUAAUGGAUAAUCAAAAAGUUGCAGUUAAUCCACUCAUGUUUAGAUGUAUUGUGGUACUGUGUAUGCCGGUUAAUGCACCUCUCCAACGUGUAACCAAAAGCCCCCCCCCCAACAAAAAAAAAAAAAUCAACUUAUUUCAGGUAAAUGAAUGAUGCUAGCAGAGUGUAAUGUUACUGGAAGCUCUCAACAGUCAACAA
Labrus bergylta (ballan wrasse) is the source of this 1749-nucleotide messenger RNA. It is a transcript of the gene kctd12.1, whose product is annotated as potassium channel tetramerisation domain containing 12.1. Gene Ontology annotation, biological process: regulation of G protein-coupled receptor signaling pathway; protein homooligomerization. Gene Ontology annotation, molecular function: protein binding. Gene Ontology annotation, cellular component: signaling receptor complex; presynaptic membrane; postsynaptic membrane. The record is from RefSeq and is a predicted model, not a curated record. Lineage: Eukaryota; Metazoa; Chordata; Actinopteri; Labriformes; Labridae.